Messenger RNA from Pistacia vera, 3257 nucleotides. RefSeq names its product B3 domain-containing protein Os07g0563300-like. NCBI's taxonomy places the organism in Eukaryota, Viridiplantae, Streptophyta, Magnoliopsida, Sapindales, Anacardiaceae. The transcript is spliced from 14 exons. Bases 217 to 2859 code for a protein of 880 amino acids. The record is from RefSeq and is a predicted model, not a curated record. Gene Ontology annotation, molecular function: zinc ion binding; DNA binding.
AUACUGUCUCUUUAUUAUUAUUAAUAUUUCUCUGAAAACUAAAACCCCUCUCCAAAAGCCGUUUGUUCGAGUGAUUGUUUUGCAGAUCAGCCAUUUCAAACCCCUUUUGUAGUUUUUUUAUUUUUACUCAUUGGACGGCGGUGAGCUGUGAGAAUUUUCUGAGUUUAUGUUUUGCUUUUGGAGCGUUUGAGGUUGUUUCGUUUUUGUUGUUGUUCGAUGUCGUCUUCGUCGAAGAUUUGUUUUAACAAAGAGUGUAAGGAGUUGAAAUCGGAGCGGCCGAGGAAAGGCUGGCUUUUACGUGGCGGCGAGUUGGCGGAGCUGUGUGAUCGAUGCGGUUCUAUUUAUGAGGAGGGAAGAUUUUGUGAUACUUUUCAUUUGAAUGCUUCUGGUUGGAGGUCUUGUGAUACUUGUAGCAAGCGGGUUCAUUGUGGAUGUAUUAUUUCAGUUAAUGCAUUUACAUUGUUAGAUGCUGGAGGAAUUGAGUGCAUGACAUGUGCAAGAAAAAAUGUCCUUUUGGCACCAAAUCCUUCAUGGCCACCUUUAUUUUAUCAAAUGCCUUUACCUGAGAGACUUAAAGACCUUUCUGUCAAAAAUUGGACUCAGUUAGCUGGUUCAGGUCCUGUACCUUGGCGGCAAGCACCCACUCUAUUCAAUUCGAUUCCUCAGUCUGAAUUGCAUCCAAGAGUGUCCUAUGAAGUUGACUUAUCUACCAGCAUUGACAGACUCAAUGCUGGUGAAAGAUUAACUGCCCCUUCCUUGGAGAAAAGGAAAAUUGAUGAUUUUUCUGAAAGGCUGAUGAAUGGAGGACUUAAGGGUGCUUCAAGGGAUAUACUUGAGAAUGGAAAUACAGGAAUUAAUUGCGAGGAGCAACCUAGUGCAUGUUUAAAUAAACCCCAUCAGCCUUCCUCUUUGAAGGAUGAUCCAUCUACUACACAUUUUGGUUUGGCUGCACCUUAUGCAUCUCCAAACGAAACAAAUGGUCAACUGGGGAUCUCUGGAGCUCAUUUGCGACCAGUCCUUCAACCGUCUAUGGUGAAGCAAAUUCAUGGUAAUUCACAUAAUGGACUUGAUUCAAUGGGUGAAACUCAAAUUCGCAAUGGAAGGCCCCGGGUAGAUGCCCGUGGAAGAAAUCAGUUACUUCCUCGGUACUGGCCUAGGUUCACUGAUCAAGAUCUGCAGCAGAUCUCUGGAGAUUCAAAUUCUGUUAUCACUCCUUUGUUUGAGAAAAUGUUGAGUGCAAGUGAUGCUGGCCGAAUUGGACGUUUGGUGCUUCCUAAAAAAUGUGCAGAGGCCUAUUUCCCACCAAUCUCUCAGCCUGAAGGUUUGCCUCUUAAAGUCCAGGAUUCAAAAGGCAAGGAGUGGAUAUUUCAGUUUCGCUUCUGGCCUAAUAAUAAUAGUAGAAUGUAUGUGUUGGAAGGGGUUACUCCUUGCAUACAGAACAUGCAAUUGCAAGCAGGUGACAUAGUAACGUUUAGCCGUUUAGAGCCUGAAGGGAAAUUGGUCAUGGGAUUCAGAAAGGCCUCAGCUAAUCAAGCAUCUGAUCAGGACAAUGAAGCAAAUAAGACUCUCGCUGGAGUUUCCACAAAUGGAGAUGUUGAACUGCCAGAUCCUAGUUCAUGGUCUAAGGUUGAUAAGUCGGGAUAUAUAGCAACAGAAGCACUUGCAGCGAAAUCUUCAAUCCCUAGAAAGCGGAAGAACGCCGCGUUGGGUUCAAAGAAUAAGCGCCCAAAAAUUGAAACUGAGGACCAGAUAGAGCUGAAGCUGACAUGGGAAGAAGCUCAAGGACUACUUCGUCCUCCUAAUAAUGUUCCUACUGUUGUGGUGAUUGAAGGUUAUGAGUUUGAGGAGUAUGAGGAUGCACCAAUACUGGGGAAGCCAACAUUAUUUACAACAGAUAACAUGGGUGAAAAGAUCCAAUGGGUUCAAUGUGAAGAUUGUCACAAGUGGCGCAAAUUGCCUGCCAAUGCUCUUCUUCCAUCCAAGUGGACGUGUUCGGGCAACACAUGGGAUCUAGAAAGAUCCUUUUGUUCAGCAGCUCAAGAAGUGAGAGGGGAACAGUUUGAAGAUUUGCUACCUUGUAAUUCAGCUUCUUCUAAGAAAAUGAAGGCCACUAAACAGGAACCUGAUAAUGUUGAAGCUUUAGAGGGUCUUGACACGCUUGCCAACCUAGCCAUAAUGGGUGAAGGUGAGGCACUUCCAGCAUCAUCCCAGGCCACUACAAAGCAUCCCCGGCAUAGACCUGGCUGUUCAUGCAUUGUGUGCAUUCAACCCCCAAGUGGGAAGGGGCCCAAACACAAGCAGACAUGCACAUGUAAUGUGUGCCAAACAGUGAAGCGCCGUUUCCACACCCUUAUGUUGCGGCGUGAGAAGAAACAAUCCGAAAAAGAUGCAGAAAGUUCACGCAAGAAGCCGCAGCAGAAGCUGCCAUUACCUGAUAAACCAUUGGAUGAUGACCCCCUCCAGUCCAGCAAGACAGAAAAUAGCAGCCCAAACCAGAAAAAGAUAGUUAGUGAGGGUUCCGAUGAUGACUCUAACAAAAUGAAAUCCUCCACUUCCCCUUUUAAAGGCCAAAUUGACCUAAAUAUCCAGCCAGAGCGAGAAGAGGAACUAUCGCCUGGUGCAGAUUCUGUCAACAUGAUGGCCCUGAUCCAAGAUGCCACUGAGAGGUAUCUCAGGCAUCAGAGAUUGUCAACAGGUAGCAAUAGCAAUUCUGCAGUUAAUCAGGCAUUGCAAGGUGGUGGAACAGGAGAAAAAAUCGGCAACACCAUCACCCUUGACACUAGUCAUCAAGAUGCUGACAAUGACCAUCAUGGUACUUUGCCUAUGAAACCUUCUGCAUCCAUAUCUGCCAAUGGAUAAUCUGCAGCUAUCAUCUAUGCUGGGCUAUAUUGACCAUAAAUGCAGCGGGGACAAUUUUCAUAAUGUGUUCAUCCCCGUAGGCAUUUUACUGCUUCAGGUUUGUACAUAAAUUGAGGGUAGGGGCAGAAAAUGAGCUGACAUGGUUAGGAAACCAAUAACCUUACAGAUUAGCAUUCUAUAAUGUCAUCCCCUACAGAAAUAUUAGUGCAUAUUUGAAGUAUUACAAGAUCGAAAAUGCAUCAGGAAAGGGUGGUAGGUUGAAGCUAAUGUACUUUUUAGGAGCUCACCUUCUGCCUUUUUGAGGGACAAUGAGAAUGUAAUUAUGAUGUGCCAAAUUUUUGCUGAGCAUUGAAAGAGAAAUUACAUUUUCUAGUGAAGCUGUGCCUGUUUGUUACAAA